CUAGCAUCUGUCAAAUGGGGCUCCCUCUCCAUUUCUCUCUACACACCUUUCCUUUGGGGGGAGAAGAAGAGGACAAUAGCAUGAAAAGUGCAAAAUGUUUCAAAUUCCUGUUCAAAAUCUUGAUAAUAUCAGGAAGGCUCGAAAAAAGGUGAAGGGCAUUCUUGUGGAUCUUGGGCUUGACAGCUGCAGGGAAUUGUUGAAGACUCUUCGAAGUUUUGACCCAGGUGAAAAACACUUUUGUAACACUUCAUGGAGUGAUGUCUCUCCUUGGGAGUCUGUGGGCAAAAGGAAGAGAUACAGAACAAAGCCGUACUGCUGUAGCUUAUGCAAGUUCUCGUCAAAAUUGCUUACUUCAUUCAAGAAUCACUUGCACCGUUACCAUGAGGAUGAAAUGGACCAAGAGCUGGUGGUUCCUUGCCCAAAAUGUGCAUUUGCUUCUGAUCCCAAAAUAGUAGGAAAACAUAUCCGGAUGUUUCAUUCAUCUAAUAAAAGAAUACAGAACUAUACAGUCAGCAUUUUGGAUGGCAUGAAACAAUUCAGGAGUGACAUCAUAAACUUUACAUGUCUAAAAUGUCACUUUACAGACACAUUGUAUUACAAUAUGAAGAAACAUGUGCUGAUGAACCAUUUUCAAAACUUAAUAAGUACAUAUUUUGGCCAGAAACCUGAUGAAAGUAAAGAGAAUUCUGUUGAGCACUACUGUAAAAAAUGUAAUGCCUCUGCAAACAGCCAAGAUUCUUUAAUGUAUCAUGUCUUGACAGCUGAAACACACCGAGACCUGGAGAACAAACUUCGGUCUGUGAUUUCAGAACAUAUUAAGAAACCAGGACUCGUGAAACAAAUGCAUAUUGCUCCAAAGCCUCCCCAGGGCACGUCAGUGGCUGCUCCAUCUGCAGGGCCUGCCGCUGCCCCAGCAGGUUCCGUCACAGCUCCGGCUUGCAUCCAGCUUGCAUUUCCACAGAAUAAUCAAAACCAGAGUGUGGUGCAGCCAAAAGCAGUUCAAAACACAGUCAGAUCACUGACUGUUCCAAGUGCCUCUGGUAGCCUUCCACAUACAACUUCCGCUCCAGUUGUUACCCCGUCACAUGUUACUCUUGUAUCUAGUAAUCUUCCCGUAGGUCAGAAUAACAUUAAUAUUCAGCCAUCACCUUCCCAGCCUAUCCUUGUUUCCCAUAGGCUCCCCCUUAAUCAGCCUGCAAGGGCUGGAGCUAUUCCUCUUAAUCAUUCUGUUGGGACUGUAAACAGACCUGUGGCCCCCGCCGUUCUUCCUCUUAAUCAACCUGUCAGGCCUGGGCUCUUUCCUAUUAAUCAACCCAUUGGUACUAUAAAUGGUCCGGUUGCAGCUGGAACGCUACCUGUUACUCAACCAGUCAGCCCUGUAAAUCAACCGGUUGCACCAGGAGUCCUCCCUGUGAAUCGACCGGUUGCACCAGGAGUUCUCUCCGUCAACCAAUCGCUUGGUCCCAGGGUCCUUCCUGUGGCACCAACAGUUGCGUCAGGGGCUCUCCAGCUUAACCAGCCUGUUGCCUCUGGGGUUGUUCCUGUCAGACAGCCUGUCAGACCUGGGUUUCUUCAGCUUAAUCAACCUGUUGCCCCAGCAGUUUUCCUAGUAAACCAGCCAGUUCAACCUGCAGUUUCUCAAAACACAACUCUCUUGACUGCAGGUUCUAUACUUAGGCAGUUGAUUCCAACUGGCAAGCAGGUUAAUGGGAUACCUACGUACACGCUUGCCCCAGUUUCAGUUACUUUGCCUGUACCUCCUGGUGGUGGAGUAGCAACUGUUACGCCACCACAAGUGCCCAUCCAACUAAUGCAGUCUGGGACAGUAACUCAGUUGUCCCAGUCACCGGCUAGCGCACCCUCUCCUCCAGUGGUUUUAACAUCUCAGAAUGUAUCAUUACAAGCCUCCCCACCUGGUCCUGAAACAAGUCAGGCUAUCAGACAGGCUAAGCAGUGGAAGACUUGCCCUGUUUGCAAUGAGCUUUUCCCCUCAAAUGUCUACCAGGUGCACAUGGAGGUGGCCCACAAACAUGGUGAAGUAAAAAUGGAGAAAACCCUGGAACCUGACAAACUCGCAGCUUGCGCGCCCUUUUUAAGGUGGAUGACAGAAAAGACAGUCCGGUGUUUCUCUUGUAAAUGUUUUCUCUGUGAGGAAGAGCUCAUGAAACAUCUCUUGAUGCAUGGCUUAGCUUGCUUGUUUUGCACAGUUACUUUCCAUGACUUAAAAAGCCUCGUGGAGCACAAUAAAACUACACACAACGGGAAGAAGCAGUUACAUGCAGACUAUAGCAACAGAGGAUUUCAACUAGGUAAUGAUGCUCAGGGUGACCUUGUAUUUCCACACUUUGAUUUCAGUACAGUGUUACCAAAAGAAGACAUUGGUGAAAGAGAAGUACAUUUGGCAGUGCUCGCUGGACUAAAUUCAAGGACGCUUGUCCCUGUUUACAUCAAAGUGAAGCCUCAGACAGCAGAAGUGAACAAUAGGUGCAACAAAAAAGUGUUAACCUGUCCCUUUUGUUUUGGUACGUUUGUUAGUGAAGAAACCUAUGAAAUGCAUUUGAAAGAGCGGCAUCAUAUAAUGCCAACUGUACACACAAUUUUAAAGUCUCCUGCUUUCAAGUGCAUCCACUGUUGUGGUGUGUACACUGGAAAUAUGACUCUAACGGCUAUUGCUGUACAUUUGCUCCGUUGUAGAAGUGCUCCCAAAGACAGCAACUCAAGUGUGAAGAUGCAGCUUGAGCGCACUGAGAAGAAAGAGCUACUGUUUGUGAAUGGUGAAAAGCAUGAUUCUGUGAUACCGAAAAGAAAGCAAUCGGAUUCCUGCUUUGUUGCAGAAGACCAAAGGAAUAAGGAACAGCAGCUUCUGAGCUUAAGUACUGGCAUAGCUCUAUCUCCAGAAAAAGAAAUUAAUUCAGGGGUAGUGCCUUUCAAACGACAAAAGAUUAAUACUAGGACUGAGGUGAAGAAAUUUCCUUCUAGUGAGGAUCUUCGCAUUCUAGCAGUAGAUCCUAAACAGUAUGAUCACAAUUCGUAUGAGGCUCAAAAACAGUUUUUGACAGACUACUUUCACGAGAGGCCAUAUCCUUCUAAAAAAGAGAUGGAAUUACUUUCCUUGCUACUAUAUGCGUGGAAAAUAGAUGUUGCAUCAUUCUUUGGAAAAAGGAGGAAUAUAUGUUUAAAGGCGAUAAAUAAUCACAGACCAUCUGUGCUGCUGGGUUUCAGUAUGUCGGAACUAAAAAAUAUUAAGCACAGUUUGAAUAUAAAAGAUGAACCAUUAGAUAUGUAAACAAGCUUUUUAUAACAGCUAAAAGCAAUCCAUAAUUACAUACUUACUGAUUUAGCAGUUUAUUGUAUUAUCUGUUUUAACUUGCAGACUGGCCUGUUGAAGGGUGCAGUAGUACAAAAAGUCUCGUUCAGUUGUGACUGUUAUUGUGAAAGGCACACGUAGUUGUGUAUUUGAAAAAGCUAAAACCUUCAGACUUAAACAUCUGGAAUUUGUUUUAGCUUUUUACUUUUUCUGGAAUAGUGGGUUUUUGGUUUUUUUUGUUGGUUGUUUUUUUUUUUUGUUCCGUUUCCCUUUCUUCCCCUCCAGGCUCCCAUUACACUUUUUAUACCACCAUGUGAAACAUUUGUCUUUUAUUUUUCUGCAAUGUUGUCAUCUUUUCUAAAUAAUAAAAUGUAUAAUGUUGGUUAAAAUAACUGAGGUAAACUACGUGAAAAACAUCUAUUUGAUUAUUUGUGUUUUUAAGUCCUCCUAAUUUUUUUAACCUAUUUCUGCUUUAUCUGCUGAAGAAGCGAUUGUAGCCUUUACAUCCAUUGCCCCUUCAAAUUCCCAGAGCGCUGGUAGCAAUAAAAUACAUGGCAGUCUCUUUUUUUUUUCUCAGUCAAAAUACCUGUGCCAGUUAAGUCUGGUGACUGGUAUCUAACUAGUAGUAACAUGGUGGGGAUUGAGGGGCUUGUGGGGGGGGUGCCUACUGAAGUGUUAUAAUUGACUGACUUGAAAUGGUUGUGUUAUUAUCUGUUAAAUAGACCUUGCUAACCGGAAGCGUUUAUUCUUUUUGUUGGUGUUGAAGCCUGGUUGUUUAAAUACCUGUUGUUCAAAGCUUGGUAGCAGCAUUUGGUUUCCUUCCUUUUUCAAAA
This is a messenger RNA of Pygoscelis adeliae (Adelie penguin), 4140 nucleotides long. It is a transcript of the gene ADNP2, whose product is annotated as ADNP homeobox 2. Gene Ontology annotation, molecular function: DNA binding. The transcript has 4 exons. Lineage: Eukaryota; Metazoa; Chordata; Aves; Sphenisciformes; Spheniscidae. Gene Ontology annotation, biological process: regulation of gene expression. The record is from RefSeq and is a predicted model, not a curated record. Gene Ontology annotation, cellular component: nucleus. The coding region runs from base 95 to 3286 and encodes 1063 amino acids.